This is a messenger RNA of Mastomys coucha (southern multimammate mouse), 2775 nucleotides long. RefSeq names its product chromosome unknown C1orf109 homolog (gene Airim). The record is from RefSeq and is a predicted model, not a curated record. Gene Ontology annotation, cellular component: nucleus; cytoplasm. The transcript is spliced from 5 exons. Bases 365 to 1018 code for a protein of 217 amino acids. Lineage: Eukaryota; Metazoa; Chordata; Mammalia; Rodentia; Muridae.
GGAGGACUUCAAUACCCAGAAGUCAUUGUGGCACACGCCAUUGCGGCACACGCCAUCUUUCCGCGACUCCAGAGUCGCGCUUAUUGGAAGUAGAGUGGUGAGUUCGCUCUUGUGAAAGUGCAGACAGUGGCAAGCGCAGUGUAGUUUUUGAUGUACUCAGCAUUGACAACCCAGGAUUUCCGUUCUCCUGUUGAUCUAGGAACAGGGCUGGAAAUCUUAAAGAAAGGAGACAAGACUGACUCCAGAAGCACAGGUGCUGGAAUAGACAGACUCCAGAGACUCGCAAUCUAAGGCAGAUUGCCCUGUCGUGAAGAAACCCCCUUCGGAAGAGCUGAAGCAACGGUCCUUCUGCAGAGAGCUGAAGAUGGCUCAUGACCAGCCUCUGCUGGUUGUACAGGAGGCCCUGAAGAAGUGCUUCCCUGUGGUGGAGGAACAGCAGGGCCUGUGGCAGAGCACUCUGCAGGACUGCUCGCCCCUCCUGUCCUCUCUCAGUAACCUGGCUGAGCAGCUGCAAGCUGGACAGAGUCUGCGGUUUGAGGAUGUGCCAGCCCUUCGUCCCUUUCCAGACUUACAGGAGCGGUUGAGGCGCAAGCAACUGGAGGCCGGUGACACUGUCCUGGACAAGCUAGCUGAAAGGCUAGCCACUCUCCUCAAGGUUCGUAACACCAUCAGCAACCAUGUGGAGCAGGUGUUUCAGGCCUAUGAGCAGCAUGCGGCUGUGCUUGACAUUGAUACUGUCCUCCGCCCCUCAGUUGUGAGCCCCUCUGUGGCUGACAUGUUGGAGUGGCUGCAAGACAUCGACAGACAUUAUCGAAGCUCGUACCUGAAGAGAAAGUACCUUCUCUCCUCUGUUCACUGGGGAGAUUUGGCCAGCAUCCAAGCACUGCCCAAGGCCUGGGACCAAAUUUCAGAAGAUGAGUGCCAAACCCUUGUGUCAGAUAUCCUGGUGAGCGUCUCCUUCUUUCUGGAGGAGCCAGGAGGCUGUGCAGUGUCUGGAGAUCUGGAGCACCGCAGCUGAGGGCUGCCAUUGCUACCCUAGGCCAUUUCUAAUGAGGGUCAGCAUUGCUACCUGACUCCCUGAAAUACCAGUGCCUACAGUAGAGGCCCCUAGGACUUCUCCAUGCUAGGCCAUGGCCAAGGGUCCAUGGCUGCUGCACCUAUGGCUCUGAGAUGUGGAUCGAGGCGGAGGAGACAGGAAAGGCAGUGCUGAUAAGCAGUGUCCACCAAGGCAGGAAAGCGCAGAAGGCAAAGUUGUGUGGCCACCACUGCCUAUGUCACCUGAACCAUAUUCUCUGGUUGGCUCAGGUCCUGAUUCUGUAUGUCAGUAUCAGAGUCCGUAAUGGUUUAAAGAUGGGAAUGGGUCUGGGAGUCCAGGGCGGAAGCAGUGUGUGUGUGUGUGUGUGUGUGUGUGUGUGUGUGUGUGUGUUAGUGGGGUUGUGGUGGAGAGUCAGUCCCCUACAAAUCUUCAAAAAGGGAGGGACUGAAAGGAAAGGGAACAUUUAAAGUGUUUACCCCUUCACAGAAGCUUAUUAUCAAGCCAAUUUCCAUUUUCAAAGUUAGACACCAGGGGGCGAUGGUGCAGCAUGAGCGGUUCUGAAUGCCUUGUUCAUAAGGGAGGUCCGGUCCCCUGAUGCUGUUAAAGCCACUGAGUUCGAGGUGGGGAGCAGGAUAUCUCACCCAGGACUAGGGAGGCAAAGAAAGACAGGUGGAUCUCUGUGAUUUGAGAUCAGCUUGGUCUCCAUAGCUCCAGGCCAACCAAAGCCACAUACUGAGACUGUCUCAAAAAAGAAGAGAGAAAGAGGUAAUGGAGAAAUAGUGAGGCCCUCCUGUUGGCCACGGUCUGCUGAGUUUGGAGUAACUGGCCAGGGAAGUGAAUGCUGGCUGGAAUGGUUGGUUUUUAUAGUCCACUUGACACAUGCAAAGCCACCUGGGAAGGGAGUCUCUGAGGAAUGUUCUAGAUUUGGUUGGCUAGCAGACACGCUUGCAAGAUUUUCUUAACUGAGGUAAGAAGACCCAUCCUGAAUGUAGGUGGCAACAUUUCAUGGGCUGGAGCCAGGAUCAGAGAAAGAGAGCAGGCUGAGCACUAGCAGGCUUGCACUAACACGUUGCCUUUGAUAGUGAAUGUGCUGUGAGCAGCUGCUUCCAGUUCCUGCCAGUGACUCUCCUGUAGUAAUGGAUUCUAACUUCAAAUUAUGAGCCUAAUAAGCCCCUCCUCCCUUCAGUUGCAUCUUCCAGUAGGUUUUAUCAUGCUUUGGGGUUCUCUAAAGGAACAGGACUAAUGAUAGAACGGACGAAUAGAGAAGUAUUGGGGGGCAGUGAGAGUUAGGGCAGGCAUGCCUAAAACUAAAGCUUUCUUCUUCCUUAUGAUGUUAUGUGGGCUCCCACCACAGAGUGUGGCCCAGAUUUGGGGUGGGUCAUCCUACCCCAAAUGAUCCAAUCAAGAAACUCCCUCACAAGCAUGCCCAGGUGCUUGAGUCUUACUUGAUUCCAGAUCUCAAGUUGACAGCCAAGAUUAGCUGUCACAUGCAGUGCUAAGAAAGAAACUGGGAAGCAGCCUCGAGUUGGUGCCGACUCUUGCCUUCUGUGCCACAGCCACUGCCUGGGGGGUCUCAGCUUCCCAUGUGCAAGUCAAGGCCGCCAUGUACAGGCUUAGUGCAGAGAAUGGAUUUUUAGCUUUUGAUUUUUCAAGACAGGGUUGCUCUGUGUAGCCCUGGCUGUCCUGGAACUCACUCUGUAGACUAGGCUGAUCUCAAAGAUCUGCCUCUGCCUCCUGAG